Messenger RNA from Striga asiatica, 366 nucleotides. The record is from the annotation of a GenBank genome assembly. NCBI's taxonomy places the organism in Eukaryota, Viridiplantae, Streptophyta, Magnoliopsida, Lamiales, Orobanchaceae.
AUGUCGAGCGGGCGUGGGGCCUGCAGAUUUGUGUCGAAGCCGCCUCCUUGUCGGAGGAUGAAAGCAGAUAGCAGGGAUGAAAGCACUAUGGUUCGGUACCGGCCCAAAUACGACUCGAUCACAAGAGCACCGAAAAGCGGAAGCAACAAACCAGUGCCGGACCAUACAUUUAUGCUGGCGGCAGCCGAUGCAGUCGACUGCCUGAGCGGGCCCGUGAGCAUGACAUGUAAGUAUAAAAAUACUAUAAGGCUAUUUAAAUUAUACCCUAACAUGAUCGCCAGUAGCCCGAAUGGUAUCUCCUUGCGGGCCGGGCCACAUGAUCCACCAUUCCUUGAACUGUAUCAUCUUCGCCGGAGGGAAUUGUGA